Molecule: messenger RNA, 2309 nt
Organism: Lemur catta (Ring-tailed lemur)
Lineage: Eukaryota; Metazoa; Chordata; Mammalia; Primates; Lemuridae
Gene: TBC1D15
Product: TBC1 domain family member 15
Exons: 18
Coding region: 70-2142 (690 amino acids)
Biological process (GO): activation of GTPase activity
Molecular function (GO): GTPase activator activity
Source: RefSeq, a predicted model, not a curated record
CGGAUGUUGUUGUGAGUCCGGGAGACACGUGAGGCGCUGCUACGUCAUCACCAGGCACGCUCGGGAAACAUGGCGGCGGCGGGUGUCGUGAGCGGGAAGGUUAUAUAUGAACAGGAAGGGGUAUAUAUUCACUCAUCUUGUGGAAAGACCAAUGACCAGGACAGCUUGAUUUCAGGAAUAUUACGUGUUUUAGAAAAGGAUGCUGAAGUAAUUGUGGACUGGAGACCAUUGGAUGAUGCACUGGAUUCUUCUAGUAUUUUCUAUGCUGGAAAGGACUCCAGUUCAGUUGUAGAAUGGACCCAAGCCCCAAAAGAAAGAGCUCUUCGAGGAUCGGAACGUCUGAACAGUUACGAAGCAGAGUGGGACAUGGUUAAUACAGUUUCAUUUAAAAAGAAACCACAUACCAAUGGAGAUGCUCCAAGUCAUAGAAAUGGGAAAAGCAAAUGGUCAUUCCUGUUCAGUUUGACAGACCUGAAAUCAAUCAAGCAAAAUAAAGAGGGUAUGGGCUGGUCGUAUUUGGUAUUCUGUCUAAAGGAUGACGUCGUUCUCCCUGCUCUGCACUUUCACCAAGGAGAUAGCACACUACUGAUUGACUCUCUUGAAAAAUAUGUGGUAUUGUGUGAAUCUUCACAGGAUAAAAGAACACUUCUUGUGAAUUGUCAGAAUAAGAGUCUUUCACAGUCAUUUGAAAAUCUUCUUGAUGAACCUGCAUAUGGUUUAAUACAAGCAGGACUGCUAGACAGAAGAAAGCUGUUGUGGGCCAUUCACCACUGGAAAAAAAUUAAAAAGGAUCCUUAUACAGCAACUAUGGUAGGAUUUUCCAAAGUCACAAACUACAUUUUUGAUAGUUUGAGAGGCAGUGAUUCCUCUACACAUCAACGACCACCUUCAGAAAUGGCAGAUUUUCUUAGUGAUGCUAUUCCAGGUCUAAAGAUAAAUCAACAAGAAGAACCAGGAUUUGAAGUCAUCACAAGAAUUGAUUUGGGAGAAAGACCUGUUGUUCAAAGGAGAGAGCCAGUAUCACUAGAAGAGUGGACUAAGAACAUUGAUUCUGAAGGAAGAAUUUUAAAUGUAGAUAAUAUGAAGCAGAUGAUAUUUAGAGGGGGACUUAGUCAUGCGCUGAGAAAGCAAGCAUGGAAAUUUCUUCUGGGUUAUUUUCCUUGGGACAGUACUAAGGAGGAAAGAACUCAGUUACAAAAACAAAAAACCGACGAAUACUUCAGGAUGAAACUACAGUGGAAGUCUGUCAGCGAGGAACAAGAGAAGAGAAAUUCGAGGUUAAGAGAUUAUAGAAGUCUUAUUGAAAAAGAUGUUAACAGAACAGAUAGAACAAACAAGUUUUAUGAAGGCCAAGAUAAUCCAGGGCUGAUUUUGCUUCAUGACAUUUUGAUGACCUACUGUAUGUAUGAUUUUGACUUAGGAUAUGUACAAGGAAUGAGUGACUUACUUUCCCCUCUUUUAUAUGUGAUGGAAAAUGAAGUGGAUGCCUUUUGGUGUUUUGCCUCUUACAUGGACCAAAUGCAUCAAAAUUUUGAAGAACAAAUGCAAGGCAUGAAGACCCAGCUAAUUCAGCUGAGUACCUUACUUCGAUUGUUGGACAGUGGAUUUUGCAGUUACUUAGAAUCUCAGGACUCCGGCUACCUUUAUUUUUGCUUCAGAUGGCUUUUAAUAAGAUUUAAAAGGGAAUUUAGUUUUCUAGAUAUUCUUCGAUUGUGGGAGGUAAUGUGGACUGAACUACCAUGCAAAAAUUUCCAUCUUCUUAUCUGUUGUGCUAUUCUGGAAUCAGAGAAGCAGCAAAUAAUGGAAAAGCAUUAUGGCUUCAAUGAAAUACUUAAGCAUAUCAAUGAAUUGUCCAUGAAAAUUGAUGUGGAAGAUAUACUAUGCAAGGCAGAAGCAAUUUCUCUACAGAUGGUAAAAUGCAAGGAAUUGCCACAAGCAGUCUGCGAGAUCCUGGGACUUCAGGACAGUGAAGUUACAACACCAGAUUCAGACACUGGUGAAGAUGAAAAUUUUGGCAUGACGCAUCCUACAUCUGCAUUUCAGAGUAGCACCUUGCCUACACUUACUGCCAGUGGAGCCAGAGACGACAGCCCAACACAGAUACCAGUGUCCUCAGAUGUCAGCAGAUUAACACCUGCAUGAUCAUUCUUGCCUUUUUUUUUUUUUUUGAAGAGACACUUUGUUGUAAUUCCUUUUCAAGUACUUGAAAGUUGGAAAUUUAAAAUCUUGGUAUUGAUCAUGCUUUAAGGUUUAUGGAAAGAAAAUGUACUGAUGUUCUUGCAUUAAAGCUUUACAAAGAUUUAAACUAA